AUGAGACUUCGCAGCUCAGGCUGCCUCAGGUGGUCGUAUCUACCACAAGAGGUUCGCCGCAACAUUCUACAUGCAAUAGUCGAUCAGAGAAAUCCUCGCUGGUCUGCUUUGGCCUCGGUGUCUAAAGAGUGGCAAAGCGUCAUCGGAAUGAGGAAUAUGGCCAAACUGAACCUUCGGUCAUCGUGUCUGGAGGAUUUUGAGAAAGCAGUCGUUCGACAGAGAGACCUUGUGAGGCAUAUCUAUCUCAAUGUUGAGCUACCCGAAUACAAAUGCAGGCUUUGCAAACGAGAGUUUGACAUCACCACAAGCGAAAAGAAUGAACGUCUGAUGGCCAACGCGACCCAAAGGCUUUUGGUCAUUCUCAGCACGUGGCACACGACAGCACCUUUGACAUUGGAACUCAACGCAUCGUCUCCUAGUGACUCGAAGCACUGGUUCAAGAACUUUCGUUUCAAUGACGAGCACGAUGCUCAUUAUACCCGAGACCAAGUCAUCCCCAUGGGGGCAACGCAUAGUGACUGCCACGACCCCAAGCACGGUUGGGAAAAUGGUGUCCAGGCGAAACCUCCACCUUUCAGCGCAAAUGAGCGGCUGUUUGGGCCUAUCGACUUGCUGCAUUAUGAUCCCGAUUCCGACAUCGUAAAUAUUCCCAAGGUCAACGCAGUUACCCGUUUCAUGAUCCGUCGGCAAUUCCACCAUAUACUUGAGUCUACGGGGUUUGAAUAUAUUCUGUCAAGAUUCAGCCGCCUAGCGGAUUUCGUUUACGAACCAUGGCCUCAAGAAUAUAUAAGUAUCUUUCAUGGUCCAUGGGAACCAUUGAUUAGUACACGUACGCCAGAGACUCUCAAAAGAUUGACUAUAUUUCAGGAUUCCAAACACUAUCUCACAAAGAGUGCCCCUCAAAAACCAGAUUUAAGCAUCAUUCCCCCCCAAUAUACGUCGUUGCUCAAACCCGCUGACAACACUACGAGCAUCGCUCAGACAAGUCUGAGACUAAAUGAACUCUACGUCUCAUUCUUUAUCGAUGCUAUGAACUUCUUCGAGGCAUGUGAGGAAGAAUGGACAUGGGAUCACCUUAAAUCUCUCUCCCUAACAUCCAGUCGUCUCUUCCAGAGUAUAAAGGGACAGAAGCAUCGCAUCGAUGACCUUCUUAUUGCCGCAGCAAAGCUCGUACUGCGAAUGCCGAACCUGACUACCAUGGUACUCUGGAAUGGAGGGACAGGGAGAGCUUGUGCAUUCAUGUACACCAGGACGGAGCACUAUGCCCAUAUUACCUGGCGAGGAACUUGGGACUUGGAGAUCAGCCGACAAGUCUUGGAGGCAUGGGAGGAUGUUGCCAAGCUUCAUUCGGUGAAGCUCAAAGUCAGGCAUGAGCGACUUCACGAGACCAUCAGAUCUCAUGGAGACGCCAUCUUCCAUCUCAACUUGCCUUGCCAGGUUAUCGAGCCUACGUCGCUCUGGCAAAUCCGGAUGGAGGACGCGCAGGGACUUUAA
Fusarium subglutinans is the source of this 1494-nucleotide messenger RNA. RefSeq lists its product as uncharacterized. The transcript has a single exon. Bases 1 to 1494 code for a protein of 497 amino acids. Lineage: Eukaryota; Fungi; Ascomycota; Sordariomycetes; Hypocreales; Nectriaceae. The record is from RefSeq and is a predicted model, not a curated record.